CCCGCCCGAGUCCCCGCAGCGGCCAGGGGUCCCCGCAGCGCCCGGCCAGGGAUUCCCGCAGCGCCCAGGGGUCCCCGCAGCAUGGCCUGGAACACCAACCUGCGCUGGCGGCUGCCGCUCACCUGCCUGCUGCUGCAGGUGGCCAUGGUGGUCCUCUUCGGCGUGUUCGUGCGCUACAGCCCCGAGGCCGACGCCCAUUGGAUCGAGGGGAAGGAGCCCGGGAACCGGUCCAGCGACCUGGAGAACGACUUCUACUAUCGCUACCCUAGCUUCCAGGACGUGCACGUGAUGAUCUUCGUGGGCUUCGGCUUCCUCAUGACCUUCCUGCAGCGCUAUGGCUACAGCUCCGUGGGCUUCAACUUCCUGCUGGCGGCCUUCGGCAUCCAGUGGGCGCUGCUGAUGCAGGGCUGGUUUCACUCCUUCCACGACGGCUACAUUCUCAUCGGCGUGGAGAACCUCAUCAACGCCGACUUCUGCGUGGGCUCCGUCUGCGUGGCCUUCGGGGCAAUUCUGGGCAAAGUCAGCCCUGUCCAGCUGCUCAUCAUGACCCUCUUCCAAGUGACCCUGUUCUCAGUGAAUGAGUUCAUCCUUCUCAGCCUGCUCAAUGUGAAGGAUGCAGGGGGCUCCAUGACCAUCCACACAUUCGGCGCCUACUUUGGGCUCACAGUGACCUGGGUCCUCUACCGGCCCAACCUGUACCAGAGCAAGGCCAGGCAGAGCGCUGUGUACCAGUCGGACCUCUUUGCCAUGAUCGGCACCCUCUUCCUCUGGAUGUACUGGCCCAGCUUCAACUCGGCUGUGUCCAAUCACGGAGACGCCCAGCACCGAGCGGCCAUCAACACCUACUGCUCCUUGGCAGCCUGCGUGCUGACCGCGGUGGCGCUGUCCAGCGCCCUGCACAAGAAGGGCAAGCUGGACAUGGUGCACAUCCAGAACGCCACGCUGGCCGGAGGGGUGGCCGUGGGCACCGCCGCUGAGAUGAUGCUCAUGCCUUACGGCUCCCUCAUUGUCGGCUUCAUCUGCGGCAUCGUCUCCACGCUGGGCUUUGUGUACCUGUCGCCAUUCCUGGAGUCCCGCCUACGGAUCCAGGACACAUGCGGCAUCCACAACCUGCAUGGCAUGCCUGGCGUCAUAGGCGGCAUCGUGGGUGCUGUGACGGCGGCCUGCGCCAACGUUCAAGUUUAUGGACAGGAAGGGCUGGCCCACGCCUUUAACCUUGACGGUUUCAAGACUGAGUGGACCCCGAGCCUGCAGGGCAGUUUCCAGGCCGCCGGCAUCUUCGUGUCCCUGGCCAUGGCCCUGGUGGGCGGCCUCUUUGUGGGAGGCAUUUUGAAAUUACCCAUCUGGGGCCAAGCUUCUGAUGAGAACUGCUUCGAGGAUGCUGUCUACUGGGAGGUGCCCGAGGAGCCCAAGAACGCUGCCUCGCAUCAUGAGGACUCUACCCUCAAGGCACCAGAACCCUGAGCUCCCAGGGCAGGUGAGAAGCAGGCUCCACAGACAGUCCCGGAGCCCAGGAGGAGCCGGUGCCGGCCAAGCUGGGCACGCAAGGACAAGGGGAGCAGCACCCCGCCUGCUGGCAUGGCCCAGGGCGCCGCCACCCUCGCUCCCCUUCGCUGCCUGGACGUGGAGAAGGAGGAGGAGUAGGCAAAGUGGGCGGACAGGCCAGGUUCUGGCUGCAG
Molecule: messenger RNA, 1679 nt
Organism: Myotis lucifugus (little brown bat)
Lineage: Eukaryota; Metazoa; Chordata; Mammalia; Chiroptera; Vespertilionidae
Gene: RHCG
Product: Rh family C glycoprotein
Exons: 11
Coding region: 82-1464 (460 amino acids)
Biological process (GO): ammonium transmembrane transport; ammonium homeostasis
Cellular component (GO): plasma membrane; apical plasma membrane; basolateral plasma membrane
Molecular function (GO): ammonium channel activity
Source: RefSeq, a predicted model, not a curated record